This is a messenger RNA of Clunio marinus, 408 nucleotides long. Lineage: Eukaryota; Metazoa; Arthropoda; Insecta; Diptera; Chironomidae. The record is from the annotation of a GenBank genome assembly.
AUGAAUGUUGAAGACGAAGAUCUGGUGCAUGAAAGUGACGUUAAAAAAUUGAGAGGAAAAACUUUAGAUUAUUCAUUUUGUAUCACAGUCGCAGACACGAACGAAGACGAGGAAUCGCGGGGUUUUCACAAUUUGUACAAUAAAUUUAAAUUUUCUUUGGCACUACAGAAUCAUUUGCUGAUGCAUUUAAAGACCAAAAUAUCUGACGUCAUUGUUGUUAUAGUAAUCGUCCUCCGUUACAAGGCGUUAUUGCAUUCCGUAACGUCUUUCAAUACAGAACAUUCUACUACCUUAGAAGGUAGAGCUCAUAUUUUUAGAACGAGCUUUGACAGAAAAGUUGUACAAGUGAAAUCAGAGAUGAAAUUAUUUACCAACUUAAAGCGUAUCCCAGUAACCUUUCUUUGUUGA